Messenger RNA from Fusarium redolens, 2475 nucleotides. Its product is annotated as fungal-specific transcription factor domain-containing protein. Bases 392 to 2317 code for a protein of 641 amino acids. NCBI's taxonomy places the organism in Eukaryota, Fungi, Ascomycota, Sordariomycetes, Hypocreales, Nectriaceae. The transcript has 2 exons. The record is from RefSeq and is a predicted model, not a curated record. Gene Ontology annotation, molecular function: sequence-specific DNA binding; zinc ion binding; DNA-binding transcription factor activity, RNA polymerase II-specific. Gene Ontology annotation, biological process: positive regulation of transcription by RNA polymerase II; DNA-templated transcription.
CUCUUUUAUUACUCGCAUUCCCAAAGCCUGAUGAUCACCCCGAUGCAAUAAGUCGUUAGCCAAUCUUACGAUCCAUAUCAACGGAACCGCCGUUAGCCCAUUGACUUGCCACUAACACCUUUGCGGUGGUUCCGUCGGAUAUUCCACUUUUCCCCCGCAGCGUACCCCGGACACUCACAUCGGCAAGAAGAAGCCGUCUCCGCUCGGUUAUUCAAUGUUCAGCUUCAGCUAAAGCCAUUCGAUUGAGAAAUCAUCCCUCAUGAUAUCUCUAUGAGCCCAAUUGAGCAUUUUUUGGUGGCAUUGGCUCUUCAUCCCUGAAUAGUGUUAGGCGAAGGCCGAUGGUUUGGCAUCCAAUAGCGUGCAGAGCCCCAAGCUAUCGCCCUUUACAGCCAUGAGCGAUGCUGGAGAACAUGUCCGAGGAAGACCCUUGAGGAACGUCACCUUGCGAGUAUCGCAAAUCUUCUCAGCAUGUACUUUCUGUAAAGCUCGGAAGAUCAAGUGCAAUGGAGCAACUCCAGCUUGCGGUGGAUGUGUCAAAUUCGGACGCCAAGCAACAUGUUCCCUCUCAACAGAGUCUCUAAAUCGUGGGCGCGAUUAUCCGACUUACCUUCGACAAAAGAUUGAAGCUGCGCAGCAACGUCUCAGCCAACACAACGCUAGACAAAACAAUUUCACUUCGCCGUCAGAUACUGAGCGGUCCAACCGAAAUGAAUCGGUAGAAACCCAUCAACGAUCUAUCAUCGACUCUCUCAUAGCAGAUAUCGGAGCACUCCCCAUUAUAGCAUGUUCGUAUCCAUCGGCUGCAGAGGGGCCAACACUAUCUUCACUUGUGCUGGCGACUGCAAGCACGAAUCAACUCUCAUCAGCCUUGCGGUUAACUCAAGCUAAUGAUGCCGCUCCAUGUCUACCCAAGGAGUCAACCGCCUUGAGUCUUGCGAAACAUUACUUUGACCAAGUCUAUCCUCGUAUUCCCUUCUUCUCUAUCCAGGGCUUCUGGGUGCAAUUCGAGCAUGUCUUCUCUGGCGUUGAUCCUCCUCGCGAGCGCGGACAAGAUGACCCACCACAAGAUCCAGCGAGUGUUCUAACACCGAGUCAAGAUGAUCUUGAUCGCUCUUCGAUAAGUCAUGGGUAUAGCUACUUCACAGUUCUGCUGGUGCUGGCUAUAUCAGCUUCCAGUCUAUCACGAAGCGCCGACAGCGUGAUAUCAACGCAAGCUCAACGACUCUUCCGCACAGCGUUAACAUUUCGUGAGUCAGCAAUUCUACCAAACACUAUCGUUGGCGUCCAGUCAAUAUUAUUUUUGAUCCAAUUCGCCACUCUCAACCCUUCAUUACUCGACGCCUGGUAUCUUAUCGGUGUCGGCAUGCGCAUGUGCGUUGAUCUUGGGCUGCAUCAAGAUCCGCAGCCUCUCGAUUCAGUCGCGACAAGUCUCUUGGAAACACGACGCCGUCUAUGGUGGAGUAUGUACUCUUUCGACCGGUCCAUGAGUUUGGGCUGCGGACGGCCCACCGAGAUAUCUGACUCAGCUAUAAACGUAUCCCUGCCUACCUUCAGAAUCGAGACUUCAGCCACAGCUGUCGAGGUCCACGGGUAUCUGCAGCGAUACCGCGCGCUCCAAAUACAGUCUGAGAUAUACAAUCGCCUUAAUAAGUCUCCAAGCUCUGAAACAGGCGACGCACGAAUAGUCCAUGAACAACUUUGCAACAAGUUGGGCGAUUGGAAAGACUCAAGCUCACAGCUACCGAAUAAGACCCUCAUCGAAAGUGAAUGGUUGAUGGGUCGUAUGUUGUUGUUGAGGCCCUGCAGACUCUUACCUCAACGAACGCAUGACGAGCUUGGUGAACUGUGGCAAGCAGCUGUUGGAUUCAUCGCGAUAUAUCGCCGGUUAGUGGAGUCUAACUCAAUCUUUUACGUGCAGAUCGCCUGCGAGAAAGUAUACUGGACCGGGCUUAUGGCGUUCUACAGCUACUGGCAGCUCCGUACCAGCACCAACAGAGAUGUCGCUGCCAUGCGGCGGCGGGAUGUUUGGAUGGUGGUCAAAGAUGUCAUGCUCAUCCUUCGAGCGUUGAGUGAGCGAUGGGAACAGGGGAAAUUGCUAUGUGGACGGUUCGAUGAUGUGAGCACCCGUGUCCUGGAGCUUUCUGAAACAGAUAUGGGAGAUAACAUGGCGAUCGAAUUGCCUGUCGAGUUGGAGAAUUUAGAGCAGUAUACAAGCUUGACCGUCGUUUGGGCUUCGGGAGACAAAGAAUGGGAUCGGAGGGAUGAACAUGCGCUGGACACAAACGAGCUUCGACAUCUAGUAUCCGAGAUGUUAUAGUUGGAGGGAAAUUAAAAUUCAUUCAUGGUCUCUACAUGGUCGAGCGUGGUGACGUUUGCAUGCGGCUGAAUCUCUGCAGGAUGGAACUCUGCUGCCUAUUUAUGUGGAGUAUUAGAUCUUGGCACCCCAUCAAAUAAAUCAUAACUACUACUCUUGUG